AUGUCCCAUUUGUUAAUUUCUUACCUUAUUUUCUUUUGUCUUUUCUUUUCAAUAACUAUUUGUCAUGCUUUAAAUAAUGGUUUUAGCGUCGACCUCAUUCAUCGUGAUUCUAUUAAGUCACCACUCUAUAAUCCUGCUGAAACUAAAUUGCAAAGAAUUUUUAAUGCCGUGCAUCGUUCUAUCAAUCGUGCUACUCACUUCAACCGUAAAAAUUAUUCUUCUAAAGCCAAAUUUGAAUCAACUUUAACCUAUGAAGACGGUGAAUAUCUCAUGAUUUAUUCAAUUGGUACCCCACCAUUUAAGGUAUAUGGCAUGAUAGAUCCAGGUAGUAACUUAAUUUGGCUUCAAUGUAAACCUUGUAAUUAUUGUUACAACCAAACAUAUCCUAUAUUCAAUCCUUCAAAAUCUUCAAGUUACGAAAAUAUUUCAUGUUCUUCUAAAACAUGUAAAUCUGCGGAAGAUACAUCUUGUUCUCAUGAUAAAAAUGUUUGUGAAUACACAUAUGAUUAUGGUCGUGGAGAAAAGACUGAAGGAAAUAUUAUUGAAAAGACACUUACACUAGAUUCUACUUCCGGCUCUAGUGUAUCAUUUCCUAAAAUUGUGAUAGGAUGUGGACACACUAAUCACAUAUCAUCUAUUGGUCGGAGUUCAGGAGUAAUUGGAUUUGGAAGUGGACGUACGUCCCUUAUAAAACAAUUAGGAUCUUCCAUUGGUGGUAAAUUUUCCUACUGUUUAAUUGAUGAAAAUAAUAGUCAAUCAAAUUUAUCUAGCAAACUUAAUUUUGGCAAUGCUGCCAUUGUGUCCGGAGAAAGCGUUGUUUCAACUCCUAUGGUCAAAAUUAUAGGCAAUUAUAAAGACUAUUAUUUUCUUAAUUUAGAAGCAUUUAGUGUGGGAAACAAGAGGAUAACGUAUGAAGGAUUUAAACAUAAAGGAAUAAAUGCUUCUACGCAUAACAUCAUCAUUGAUUCAGGUACAACUGUGACGAUUUUUCCACAACAUUUUUACAAUAGACUAGAAUCAGCGGUUAGAAAAGUGGUCAAACUUAAACGAUUUCAAGAUGACACUGGUUCAUAUAAUUUAUGUUACAAUACAACAUCCAAACAACCAAAUUUUCCGGUAAUUACUGCACAUUUUAGCGGUGCAGAUGUUAAGUUAUAUUCCAACAACACUUUUGCUCCAUUUCCAUUUUAUGAAGGAGUCAAAUGUUUUGCUUUUCGCGGAUCUCGUUAUGGAGCAGGCAUCUUUGGAAGUUUGCAACAAAUGAACUUUUUGAUAGGUUAUGAUCUCAAUAAACAGAUUGUUUCAUUCAAGCCUACUGAUUGUACCAAGCUUUAA
Lathyrus sativus (Indian pea) is the source of this 1335-nucleotide messenger RNA. The record is from the annotation of a GenBank genome assembly. NCBI's taxonomy places the organism in Eukaryota, Viridiplantae, Streptophyta, Magnoliopsida, Fabales, Fabaceae.